UCCUACGGCUGCACUCACGUUGAUUCUUACCUUGAGAGCUAGAUUGGUUUGAAUGAAUUCGCUGUUUAGUAUAUCGAAUGAAAAUUUAGAUGUUCCGCAGUUUAGCUUCUUAAUUUCAUUUGUUGUUGUUGCGAAGUUGUUAUGAGUAGCCCAAACCCUAACCCUGAGAGGUUAGACCCAGGAGGUAAGAGCCAGACCCCAGCCAUUGUAAAGGAAGAUUGUGUCUACACCAGCUGUUAUUGUGAAGAAAAUAUAUGGAAACUUUGUGAAUACAUAAAGAACAGAAGACAACAUCCUCUGGAAGAAUGGUAUACUGUUUUCAUAUCAAACGACCAAAAGAUGGUGCCCAUCUGGAGUCAAAAGUCUGGCAGUGGAGAUCAGCCUGUAAUCUGGGAUUACCAUGUUAUCCUACUUCAUGAUUGUGGAGGACAGCACUGUGAGAUCUAUGACCUGGAUACAACACUUCCAUUUCCAUGUCCUUUUGAUACUUACGUGAAAGAAGCCUUCAGAUCUGAAGAUCUCAUCAGACCAGCUUUUAGAAGAAAAAUGAGAGUGCUACGAGCAGAUUUGUACCUGAAGACAUUUGCUUCAGAUCGAUCUCAUAUGAAAGAUGUUAAUGGAAUGUGGCGCAUGACUCCUCCACCAUAUCCUUGUAUUCAAACGUCAGAGUCAAAGAUGAACUUGGAUGAUUUUAUCAGUAUGACUCCUACCAUUGGAUGGGGUGAUGUCUAUACCUUUCCAGAAUUUGUCCAACAAUUUGGAAGUUCAAAAUUAUAAUAUUUGAAAGAAAAAAUCUUCAAAGAUUCCAGUUUUUUAGACCUUGCCCUGUGAGAAGACUGCAUAAGAGAGACAUUAAUAUUCCUCCAAAAAGCAGCAUCUUUGGUGUUUGAAGUUUCCAAAAUCCUCAAAAUGGACAGUAAAGAGUACGAGCAAUGACAAAAAAUGGAGCUGAGUGAGAGGUGGAUACAAAAGAAAAUCAAAUUCAAACUUGAUACUGGAAAUGGUGAUUCUGUCGACCUCACAAAUCAGAAACAUUGCUCAAGAAUGAAUCCCGAACAUAAGAAGGAGAGAAUGUAGUGAACUGUUUGAAAUAGAUACAGGCUUUAUCUUUAUCCGUUGAGCACAUUAUUGUGCAGACUGUUCCUUCUUUCUUUAAUAUCGCAAGAGUAAAGAACACCAAUAAUAUCUGAUGAUUGUGGAAUCCUGCAAAAUGUUGUUAAUCCACAAAG
Hemiscyllium ocellatum (epaulette shark) is the source of this 1229-nucleotide messenger RNA. It is a transcript of the gene ntaq1, whose product is annotated as N-terminal glutamine amidase 1. The coding region runs from base 142 to 777 and encodes 211 amino acids. The transcript is spliced from 6 exons. The record is from RefSeq and is a predicted model, not a curated record. Gene Ontology annotation, molecular function: protein-N-terminal asparagine amidohydrolase activity; protein-N-terminal glutamine amidohydrolase activity. Gene Ontology annotation, cellular component: nucleus; cytosol. Lineage: Eukaryota; Metazoa; Chordata; Chondrichthyes; Orectolobiformes; Hemiscylliidae.